AUGACUGACCCAAAGAAACUUGAGGUGGCUAGAAAUUACCCUAAACCGAGAAACAUAAAGAAAGUAAAACAGUUUCUAGGAUUUGUAGGCUACUACAGGCAAUUUGUCAAAAAUUAUGCACAAAUCGCCGAACCGCUCUUAAGGCUUUUAAAGGCGGGCACUGCAUUUAAAUGGGGUGACCAAAAGGAGCAGGCGCUUAAAACUCUCGUAGAUACACUGUGCAGUGGACCUGUACUCAUUGCCCCAGAUUUGGAAAAGUCCUUUAUUGUUACAACGGACGCAUCAGAUUACACGAUUGGAGUGAUUCUUAGCCAGGAAGAGAUCGGAAAAUAUAAACCGUGCGAGUAA
Molecule: messenger RNA, 348 nt
Organism: Copidosoma floridanum
Lineage: Eukaryota; Metazoa; Arthropoda; Insecta; Hymenoptera; Encyrtidae
Source: RefSeq, a predicted model, not a curated record